UCUUUUAGAAUUCAAGUGUAUGUCAAAUUAACGUGUAGGAACUUAGCCAGGUUCUUUUCUGUUUUACAUUUGUGUUCUAUGCCUUGUGGGUUUUUUGCAUUUGCACAGUCAUCCUGUCUGUUAGAAACCAAAGCUGUUUCCAUUUGGAUUACUGAAGCAGAUUUUCUCUUCCUACCGAAUCCCUUUGAUGGUCUUCCUUUGUAGAGAGCAAAUCCCAUAUUCCCGGCUGGUUGUACCCAUCCUUCUCUUGGUUGGCUGGCUUGCAGGCUGUGUAUUAAUGGUGUACUAUAUCUUCUCUUAAGAGAGGAGAAGAAGACUUUGCAAAAGAAUCUACAAACUAGAUGAAGAUGGCUAUUUCUUUUUAACAAUCAACUUUACAACUUUUGUUUCAAUACAAUUCCAAUGCCAUCAUAAUAUAUAUGCUUUCUGCCUGCUGAGUAUUUAGCAGAAAGAAUUCCAAAGUAGUUUUGUAAAUUUAUAUACCUUUGAAUUAAAAUUGCAUUGGAUGUUU
This is a messenger RNA of Eublepharis macularius, 511 nucleotides long. It is a transcript of the gene STRIT1, whose product is annotated as small transmembrane regulator of ion transport 1. Gene Ontology annotation, biological process: regulation of ATPase-coupled calcium transmembrane transporter activity; regulation of slow-twitch skeletal muscle fiber contraction. NCBI's taxonomy places the organism in Eukaryota, Metazoa, Chordata, Lepidosauria, Squamata, Eublepharidae. The transcript is spliced from 3 exons. The record is from RefSeq and is a predicted model, not a curated record. Bases 188 to 301 code for a protein of 37 amino acids.